Lachnellula hyalina is the source of this 1005-nucleotide messenger RNA. RefSeq names its product Short chain dehydrogenase. The transcript has 2 exons. The coding region runs from base 1 to 1005 and encodes 334 amino acids. NCBI's taxonomy places the organism in Eukaryota, Fungi, Ascomycota, Leotiomycetes, Helotiales, Lachnaceae. The record is from RefSeq and is a predicted model, not a curated record.
AUGUCAUUAUUCUCAGCUAUAUACGGUACUUUCGACGUCAUUGUAUCAUCUUUCAUCAGCCUACCAUAUCCCACAGCCGAUGCCAGCAUCAAACAACAGACCAUUAUUGUGACAGGAGCAAACACGGGUCUUGGCCUCGAAGCCAGCCGACACUUGGUGCGCCUCGGGGUAGACAAACUGAUCAUGGGCGUACGAAAUCUGCAGAAAGGCGAAGACGCAAAGCGAGACAUCUUGGCCUCGACCAAGAGAAAAGAAUCUUGCAUCGAAGUAUGGCCGUUGGACAUGGACAGCUAUGACUCUGUCAAGGCGUUUGCAUCUCGCGCUGCAACUCUACCUCGUCUAGAUGCCGUGCUGGCCAAUGCAGGUAUCCUCACGCCAACCUUCAGCAUUGUCGCAGAUAACGAAAGGACGAUAGCGACAAAUGUGGUCAGCACUUUUUUGCUGUGUCUGCUUAUUCUUCCGAAACUUCGUCAGUCUGCAGAACAGUUCAGUGUUGUGCCAAGACUCGUGAUUCCAAAUUCAGCAUUGCACUACAUGGCGCCCGUGAAAGAACUAGACGUGAAGGAGGGGGAGAUAUUCAAGACGCUGAAUGAUCCCAAGACAGCCGACAUGGCGGGCCGCUAUCCACUGUCAAAGUUACUCGUUCUCUACGCCGUCCGUGAACUAGCAGACCGGACCAAGUCUUCGCAAAAGCCUCUGGUUGUCAUCAAUACCCCCAAUCCUAGUUACUGCAAGUCUGGGCUUGUGCGUGAUGUGGAUAUGGGGUUUUCAGAGAGAAUGAUGGAGAGGAUGCUUCCUCGAAGCACGGAGAUGGGCAGUCGUGCGCUGGUUCAUGGAGUAUUAUCAGGUGUGGAAAGUAAUGGACAGUACUUGUCAAAUUGCCAUGUUCACACGCCAGCAUCUUCAGUAACCAACACCAAGGGCAAACGAAUACAAAAGAGCUUCUUCAAUGAGCUGAUGGGGAAGUUGGAAAAUAUUGCGCCGGGGAUCAUGUCAGAUGUAUGA